AUGACAGUAACGGAUAGAAAAGGUGAAUCCACAAUUAUGAGAAUCUCAUAUGAGUGGAGGUCGAGUAGAUGCUUUGACUGUAACACAUUCGAAUAUGUCUGUUACAAGUGCCCGAAAAUGAUUGAAGAAGAAAGAAAGAAGAAGAUCGAGCAAGAGACAAAAAAGAAACAGAAAGAAGAACAUGAAAGGUUGGAAAAGGAAAAGACAGAGAAUGAAAGACAUAAAGAGGUUACUAAAGAAUCAGUAUUGAUAAGAAUUAAUACCGAAGAGGUUGUGGAAAGGGAAAGCGUGGGAGAAAGUAAGAAAGGGAAAGCGGGUGAAGGAAGUGGGAAAGAUAAAGCAGAAGCAGCUGAAUCAGGUGAAACUGUGCAAUCUCCAACUCAGAAGAAGGUUGACUAG
Messenger RNA from Impatiens glandulifera, 399 nucleotides. RefSeq names its product protein MNN4-like. The transcript is spliced from 2 exons. Lineage: Eukaryota; Viridiplantae; Streptophyta; Magnoliopsida; Ericales; Balsaminaceae. The coding region runs from base 1 to 399 and encodes 132 amino acids. The record is from RefSeq and is a predicted model, not a curated record.